AUGAACAACAUCACCAUCUACGAGCACGACAAUGGAGAUAUCCAUCUCCGUCAAGCCUUCACUGUCACCAUUUUUGGCAUUAGAGUCUUCACCACCGUCACCCGCAAGGCUUCUGUUGUAAGGAAAUGGAUCUACAAAAUCCGUUACGAUCAUCGAUUCAGAAGAGAUCGUCUCGUGAUUGGUCUCGGUGUUCAAUGGUGUCCACCAAUUUCUAAUCCAGUAGCUACUCUGCAACUAUGUGUUGGUCGUCAAUGUCUCAUCUUCCAAAUCAUCCACGCAAAUUCAGUUCCUCGAGCUCUGAUGAAAUUCCUUUCUGAUGAUUCUAAUACUUUUGUUGGAGUCAUGAAUCACAACGAUUCUCGUUUGUUAAUUAGGAAUUAUAACUUGUCUGUGAAUCGUGUUUUGGAACUUGGAUCGUUGGCUAACCUUAGAGGUGCUUCAAUGGAGAUAUUGGCUGGAAGAAUUCUUGGGCUUUAUGGGAUCAAGAAGGAUCAAUGGAUUGGUAUGAGCAAAUGGGAUUCUUGGUGGCUUACAGAUUAUCAGAUUCAGUAUGCUUGUGUUGAUGCUUAUCUUUCUUUUGAGAUUGGGAGGAAGCUGAAUGCAUGGAAGCACUGA
This is a messenger RNA of Macadamia integrifolia, 615 nucleotides long. RefSeq lists its product as uncharacterized. Gene Ontology annotation, molecular function: nucleic acid binding; 3'-5' exonuclease activity. Gene Ontology annotation, cellular component: nucleus; cytoplasm. NCBI's taxonomy places the organism in Eukaryota, Viridiplantae, Streptophyta, Magnoliopsida, Proteales, Proteaceae. Gene Ontology annotation, biological process: nucleobase-containing compound metabolic process. The transcript has a single exon. The record is from RefSeq and is a predicted model, not a curated record. The coding region runs from base 1 to 615 and encodes 204 amino acids.